Chenopodium quinoa (quinoa) is the source of this 375-nucleotide messenger RNA. RefSeq names its product pathogenesis-related protein 1A1-like. The transcript has 2 exons. The coding region runs from base 1 to 375 and encodes 124 amino acids. NCBI's taxonomy places the organism in Eukaryota, Viridiplantae, Streptophyta, Magnoliopsida, Caryophyllales, Amaranthaceae. The record is from RefSeq and is a predicted model, not a curated record.
AUGAGGUCACUCCUAUUUUUGAUUGCCUUACUUUUAACCAUAACAUUCUUAUUCAAACAUUGUUCAUCCCAAAUUGAACCCGGUGACAAUAAAAUCUUCCUAGAUGGCCAUAACGCUGCUCGCCGCGAUGUCGGGGUAGAUCCAUAUACAUGGGACAAAAAGCUUGAAGCCUAUGCUCAAGACUUUGCUAACAAGAAACCUAGUUGUUCAACAGACUUGGGUUCAAAGAUUCCAUAUGGUAUAAACCUUGGUAUAGGCUAUGGUUUCUUGAGUAGUGGGCAAUCGAUUGGUAGCUGGGUUGGUCAAAAGUCUGAUUAUAACUACCCAUCAAAUUCAUGUGCCAAAGGAAACAUCCCAGGAGAAAAACCUUAUUAA